UUUAGUUUUAGUUUUUCUUUCAACCAAUCUUUGUUUGAAAUGAGUAAAAGAAGUUUAUAGGAUACCAUAUGUACUCCUAUAAUACUCUAGGUACCUCUUAACAAAUAGUUUAUCGUUUUCCAUUGAAAAAUACUAUCUUUAUUCCUGAUUGAAUAACGCAAACACUUAGUAAACUAAAUCAACCCUUACGUUCAUUCAAUUUUAUAAAGCCGCUAUAUGAUUUUGACAACAGUUUUAUUUUUGUUGACUCAAUUAUAUUAAUAUUGAGAUUUUGUGCCAGGUUUUCAUUAGUAUUUUAUUAAAAAUAAAACAAAUAUGCCAGAUGUUUGUUGCGCAUUUGGUUGCAGCAACCGAAGAAGCACACAAAAUGAAGGUUUAAGUUUUUAUCGGAUACCUACAAUGGAAACAGAGCGAAAAUCUCAACUUAGAUUAAGAUGGAUUGCCGCAAUUAGACGAGAAAAAUGGUCAGAAACUGCAAUUAAGAGUGCUCGGAUAUGUAGUGCCCACUUUGUAACAGGAAAGAAAUCUAAUGAUCCCCUUCAUGUAGACUAUGUACCAUCAGUAUUUUCAUUCCAUAAAAUUGCUGAAAGGAGAUCAAAAGCAUCUGUUGAACGAUAUCGGCGAUGUCUUCAACGUGGUUCUAAUAAACAGAAAAAUAAUGUCACUAAUUAUAACACAAAGAAACCUGUCAAUGUAAAUAAUUGUGAAAAUGUAUUAUUCGAAUCAAGUUCAUCAGAAUUAACGUUUGAUUGCCAAGAACCGAACGAAAAAGGUACACAAACAGAAACAGAAUCACAUUGUUCUAAACUUAAACGCAUCGUAUCUAAACAAAAGAUAAUAAUAUCGUUGUUAAAAAAAAAAUUGAAAAAAAAUAGAAUUGAGUUAUUUAAAUCAAAAAGAAAUGUUAAAAUUCUAAGGAGCAAGUUAAUGGAUUAUAAAAAUAUCAAAUUUGAAAAAAAACUUAACUUUUUAACAGGUCUACCAAAGUUUGAAUUAUUUGAUUGGAUUCUGUCUUUCAUGAAAGACCAGGCUGUGAAUCAAGUUGUGAAAUCGUUAUCGUUUGAAAAUCACUUAUUGCUUACUUUAAUGAAAAUUAGACUUGGUGUUACAAACUAUGAUUUAAGUAUAAGGUUUCACAUCACAAAAGAAAAUGUAUCUCUUACAAUCCGAAAAUGGUUACCAAAAUUAUCUGAAGUUUUGAAAAAUCUUAUAGUAUGGCCCAGUAAAGAUCUCCUGAGAGCUAACUUACCAAAAUGCUUUAAAAACUUUAAAAACUGUUGCUGCAUAAUUGACUGCACUGAAAUUUUUAUCGCAAGACCAUUAAAUUUAACAGCGAGAGCACAGACUUACUCUACCUACAAGUCACACAACACAAUAAAAUAUUUAAUUGCUAUGGCACCAGCUGGAACAGUAAGUUUUUUAUCUGCAGGAUGGGGAGGGCGGGUAUCGGACAAAGAAAUAACCCUAAAAUCGGGAUUUUUGGACAAGAUAAUCCAUGGUGAUUGCGUUCUCGCAGAUAGAGGAUUUUUAAUCGAAGAGGAAUUAGCUACAAAAGGAGCUGUGCUAAGAAUACCUUCAUUUACUAGAGGAAAAAGUCAAUUGUCAGCACGUGAUGUAGAUAUAUCAAGGCAGAUAUCUCAUGCUAGAAUACACGUUGAACGUGUUAUUGGUAGAUUAAAAACAUUUAAAAUUUUAUCUACAAACAUUCCAAUAUCACAAGUAGAUUUAUUAGAUCAUAUCAUGGUUAUAAUUUCUGGCAUAAUUAACUUGAAUACUAGUAUUAUGAAAAUGUAAUAAUAUUUUUAUAACAUUGUUGUUAAAUAGUAUUUUAAAUGUUGUCGGUUUUUGUUUUUAUUCAGUUACAACAAAGGCAUACCUCAAUGGGAACUAUAAAUCAUAAAACAAUUUUAAUUCAAAACUUUAUGUGUAAUACCAAAAAAUAAGAAUAAAAAUAAAUAAAUAAAUAAAACAAUAAACUAUUUGUUAAGAGGUACCUAGAGUAUUAUAGGAGUACAUAUGGUAUCCUAUAAACUUCUUUUACUCAUUUCAAACAAAGA
Messenger RNA from Hydra vulgaris (swiftwater hydra), 2057 nucleotides. RefSeq lists its product as uncharacterized. The record is from RefSeq and is a predicted model, not a curated record. NCBI's taxonomy places the organism in Eukaryota, Metazoa, Cnidaria, Hydrozoa, Anthoathecata, Hydridae.